Messenger RNA from Tripterygium wilfordii, 2582 nucleotides. RefSeq names its product transcription termination factor MTERF9, chloroplastic. The coding region runs from base 316 to 1854 and encodes 512 amino acids. The transcript has 6 exons. Gene Ontology annotation, molecular function: double-stranded DNA binding. Lineage: Eukaryota; Viridiplantae; Streptophyta; Magnoliopsida; Celastrales; Celastraceae. Gene Ontology annotation, biological process: regulation of DNA-templated transcription. The record is from RefSeq and is a predicted model, not a curated record.
CCUCUUUCUGCUGAUGAGAUUGACCGUUGAUCUGGAAGGAUUCUUGGGUAUGUUCGUAGAUGGGAGAUUUGAGCUUGGAAUGUCACUGUAGGUGACAUUUGAGACUUUGAACUGGGCUACGUGGCUAGUCUGGGUGGGGUUCGCGGCAACCACACAAUGGCUCUUGUGGAUUAUUCUUUUGAUUUUAUUAAUUUUUUAAUUUGUAUCGAACGGUGAGGAUAGAGCAAUAGACUAGCCGUAUACAGUGAUAUUCUUGGGAUAUCUUGGGUGUCUGUCUCAAGGGUUUUGGGUAUAUUCUAUGUAAUUUAUCCAGAUAUGGCUGUCUCCUCCUUGAGUUACUUCAGUGCAAAUCUCUACUUUCCCUCUCGCUCCCACUCUCAAUCCCUCUAUCAGCCACCGGCUCCGGCUCCUGGUCGCAGCUACGAAACGACAUCAAGAAAUGGUGGGAGCAGUCUUGUGGUUCCGUCUGCUCACUCCAAUCCUAAGCUCCUCAAGUCCAAUCGGAAAUCUCGCUAUGGUCAGACGCUGUCGCCAUAUGGUAGUGAGGAAGAGGAGGUUGAAGAAGACGAAGAGGAUGAGGACUAUUUUGGCUUUGAUGAUGGGUUUUUUGAUGACGACUUUGCUGAAACUGAAGAUUUUGAAGUUAAUGGGAAGAAAAUUCAGUCACUGAAGGGAAUAAAUACUAGACAAGGCAGUAAGGGACAGAAGGAAAAUGUCAUUGGUGUGAGAUGGUUUGAUUCUCGACAAAGCUCUAAAUAUGCUGAGAAUGGUACCACUAGAAAUGCUUAUCAUACAUCCAAUAAAUCAAAGGAAGUUGGUUCCUCAGAUUUAGAUGGGCGAGGAAAGCCGAUGACAAAGAAGUUGAAGAAGAACAGAUAUGAAAAACUAUCAGAUGAAAUAGGUUUGGAUGUUAGAUGGCUCCCUCUUCUUGAUUACCUCAGCACAUUUGGCCUCAAGGAGUUGCACUUUGUCCAGAUGUACGAGAGACACAUGCCUUCCCUUCAGAUAAAUGUGUGUGCCGCACAGGAAAGGCUCGAAUACCUCUUGAGUGUUGGCGUGAAACAAAGAGACGUCAAAAAAAUACUAUUGAGGCAGCCACAAGUUCUAGAAUAUACUGUGGAGAACAAUUUAAAGGCCCAUGUUUCGUUUUUGAUUGGUUUGGGCAUUCCAGAAACCAGAAUUGGUCGGAUAAUUUCUGCUGCGCCUUCCAUAUUUUCGUACAGCGUUGAAAAUUCAUUAAAACCCACAGUGAGAUAUCUGGUUGAGGAGGUUGGCAUCAACGAGAAAAGUUUGGGUAAAGUCAUACAGCUGAGCCCUCAAAUCUUAGUACAGCGGAUAGACAUAUCGUGGAAUACUCGAUUGAUAUUUCUCUCGAAGGAGUUGGAGGCACCAAGGGAUAGUGUAGUGAAGAUGGUAACGAAACAUCCCCAGCUUCUUCAUUACAGCAUUGAUGAUGGAUUACUGCCGAGGAUCAAUUUCUUGAGGAGCAUAGGGAUGCAUAAUUCAGACAUUCUGAAAGUCUUGACUGGCCUCACACAGGUAUUAUCGCUAUCGUUGGAGGACAACCUAAAGCCUAAGUAUAGGUACUUGAUUGAUGAGCUUCAUAAUGAGGCGAAGUCCUUGACGAAAUAUCCAAUGUACUUCAGCUUGUCUUUGGAACAGAGGAUUCGCCCUCGCCACAGGUUUUUGGUUUCCCUAAAGAAAGCUCCAAAAGGACCGUUUCCUCUUGGUUCAUUGGUUCCGACUGAUGAACAUUUUUGUCAGCAGUGGGCUGGAACUAGUUUGGAUAAGUACGAGGCAUUUCGGCAGGGAUUACUACUCAAUGAGUUUGCCAGAAAAUAUGAAAAACAAUGAUACUCCAUCUUCCUAUACUGGUCCGUGAUUUUUACUAACAUGAGUUUUGGAAGAAGAAAGUGGUCUCUCUUAAGUAACUUCAGUGACCCGUAAGCCGGAUUUUUGAAAAUUUUCAGGAGCAUCCCCAUCGAGCUUUAGUUUUUAAACUACUAUAAUAUUCUGGAGCUGCAUCAAUCUUCUGCUCACAUUGGAUAUUAACAACCUGAAAAAGCAUAUAGAUGAUGGUCGACUAACCGGAGGUGAUUGACAAGAGAAAAGAAGUCGAGUUGAAGUUUGCUACUUUGCUAAUAUGAAUGCAAGCAUUAGUUCAACUCGCAUGCCUUUCGUAAAUUUGGUAUAUACUGGCCUUAUUUAUCUUUCUAGCAUGGUUACCUGAUGCAAUGCAGGCUUUUCGUUUCGGUUUCAUGUCAUUUGGACAAUUCGAGAGAAAGUUCUACUACACUCAAGUCACCUGGACUCGUGGUUGCGUUGUCAUUUUGUUGCUUUAAAUUGUAUACUUUGUACUCUUUCAGAUCUUAACAUCACCAUUGCAGCCUCAAGUGUAUCAUCUGUAAGGAGUAGACUCUUUGACUUGUAAAAUAAGAGUUCAUCCCCACUAUAAGCAUUAGAGUCAGAGUCAUUUUGUAAUCAUGUACAAAAUGCCUGAAUUUUGUUGGCAUAUACAAAAUACUUCAUUGGUACAUUGGAUUACUCUUGCUUCUAUAAUCUGAAUGUCCAAAUUUACUUUA